Molecule: messenger RNA, 789 nt
Organism: Lycium barbarum (goji berry)
Lineage: Eukaryota; Viridiplantae; Streptophyta; Magnoliopsida; Solanales; Solanaceae
Product: profilin-like
Exons: 4
Coding region: 199-582 (127 amino acids)
Cellular component (GO): cell cortex
Molecular function (GO): actin monomer binding
Source: RefSeq, a predicted model, not a curated record
GUCCGAAUCGUCUUUAUUCUACACCAAACAUAGAAUUAAAAAACUACCAGUCCCAUUUAACAUUAAAGAAACUUAACAUCAACGCAACUUCUAGAAAAAUCACAUCAAUUUAUCAAAUUCCAUAUCUCAAUUUUUCACAAAUCUUGAACCCCCCCAAAAAAAAUAAAAAAAUUCAGUGAUAUAUAGUAUUAGAAGAAGAUGUCGUGGCAAACAUAUGUUGAUGAUCAUUUGAUGUUUUAUCAUCUCAUUUCUGCUGCUAUUAUUGGUCAAGAUGGUACUGUUUGGGCACAAUCUGCUAAUUUCCCUCAGUUUAAACCAGAAGAAAUAACAGCCAUAAUGAAUGAUUUUGCUGAACCUGGAACACUUGCUCCAACUGGUUUAUUUCUUGGGGGAGCAAAGUAUAUGGUGAUUCAAGGGGAGGCAGGAGCUGUUAUACGAGGCAAAAAGGGUCCUGGUGGUAUCACCGUUAAGAAGACUAACCAGGCUUUGAUCAUUGGAAUAUAUGACGAGCCCAUGACUCCUGGCCAGUGUAAUAUGAUUGUUGAAAGGCUGGGUGACUAUCUCAUUGAACAAGGUCUCUAGGCAUGCUGUGAGUGAAUAUUCUACAUAAUUGAGGCCAUAAAGAAGUCUUGUGUGUUUUAUGGUGGAGAGUUGGGUAGCUCUUCUGUGUAUCAACUGUACUGUCAUUGUAACAUUUUUCUUCUUUUAAUUUUGUGUUUACUUUAAGCUUUUGGUGUGGACCUAUUGGUUGGUUAUAUAUAAUUAUAGUAGAAUGGCUAAAUUUGAAUA